UAGCGCCGAGGCUGUACGUUGUUCCCGCACGAGAUGUAAACAACACAGCACCGAAAUGGCUACAGCGGCUUAUAACUAUGUUGUCACUGCCCACAAGCCCACUGCUGUUACGGCAUGUGCUACCGGGCACCUAACUUCGCCGACCGACCUGAACUUGGUCGUAGCUCGGAACAACAGAGUGGAGCUCCACCUGGUUACACCUGAAGGAUUGAGGCCUCUAAAAGAACUCACCAUCUAUGGCAAGAUUGCCUGCAUGAACCUCUUUACACCUAUGAAUGAGUCAAAAGACUUGCUCUUCAUUUUGACAACACGGUAUUGUGCUAUGAUCCUGGAAUGUGUUGGGGACGGAGAGAAUCUAGAGAUCAUAACCAGAGCUCAUGGCAAUGUAGCAGAUAAGAUUGGGAAACCAUGUGAAACUGGAAUGAUUGCAAUUGUUGAUCCUCAGGCACGUUGCAUUGUAUUGCGACUCUAUGAGGGUCUCAUUAAAGUCAUUCCUCUUGAUAAAGACAAUAAUGAGCUUAAAGCUUAUAAUAUAAGAGUUGAUGAGCUUCAAAUUCAAGACAUAGAGUUCUUGUACGGAUGUUCUAAUCCCACAAUUAUUGUAAUAUAUCAAGACACUCAUGGGAGACAUAUUAAGACUCAUGAAAUUUCCCUCAAAGAAAAGGAAUUCUCCAAGAUGCCUUGGAAGCAGGAUAAUGUAGAGACUGAGGCCUCUACAAUCAUUGCUGUUCCAGAGCCAUAUGGCGGAGCAAUCAUUAUUGGCCAGGAAAUUAUCACUUACCUCACUGGGACUUCACAUGUGACAGUAGCCCCUGCCCUCAUUAAGACCAGCACCAUAGUUUGUUAUGGGAAGGUUGAUUCCAAUGGUUCAAGAUAUCUCCUUGGAGAUUUGUCGGGCCGUCUCUUCAUGCUGCUGCUGGAUAAGCCAGAUGAUCGGUCAGAGGCUACAGUCAAGGUUGAAUUGCUGGGUGAAAUAUCCAUCCCUGAAUGUCUGACAUACCUCGAUAAUGGUGUGGUCUUUGUCGGAUCUCGCUUGGGAGAUUCACAGCUGAUCAAACUAAACACAGAAGCUGAUGCCUCUGGCCAGUAUGUGGUCAUCAUGCAGACCUUCAACAACCUUGGCCCUAUUGUGGACAUGGUGGUGGUUGACCUGGAGCGACAGGGCCAGGGACAGCUUGUUACCUGUUCAGGAGCUUUUAAGGAAGGAUCUCUUCGUAUUAUCCGUAAUGGCAUUGGCAUCCACGAGCAGGCAUCCAUAGAGCUGGACGGCAUCAAGGGGAUGUGGUCUCUCAGUGUAAAUUCACCAAAUCACCACAAUACUAUCGUCCUGUCAUUUGUUGGCCUUACUAGGGUUUUGACUCUGAGUGGGGAGGAAGUAGAGGAAACCGAGAUUGCAGGUUUUGUAGCUGAUCAACAAACUUUCUUGUCUUCAAAUGUAAAACAUAGUCAGUUGUUACAGGUGACUGGCAGUUCAUGUCGCCUGGUAAAUGAAAGCACGGGGCAGCUUGUAUGUGAGUGGAAGCCCCCAGAAGGCCGCAACAUUUCGGUUGUGACUGCAAAUAACAAUCAAGUAGUAGCAGCAGCAGGACAGCACAUCUACUAUCUCACUAUCCAGCCGUCGAACCUCAAACUAGAGGCUUGGACCACGGUGGAACAUGAGGUGGCCUGCUUAGAUGUGUCUCCUUUGUGGGAGGAAGACAUGGCUUCUGUGGUUGCUGUUGGCCUGUGGACUGACAUUUCGGCUCGUGUGCUUGCUUUGCCAACCCUGGAAGAGAAUGCCAAAGAGUUCCUAGGAGGGGAUAUUAUUCCUCGUUCCAUCCUGAUGACAACGUUUGAGGGUCAUCAUUACCUCCUUUGUGCUAUGGGAGACGGACAGCUUUUCUACUUUAGUUAUGCACCUGCAACAGGAUAUUUAUCAGAUAAAAAGAAGGUUGUCCUUGGUACUCAGCCAACAACUCUCAGACGGUUCCGCUCGCUCUCCUCAACAAAUGUAUUUGCCUGCUCUGACCGACCCACUGUCAUCUAUUCAUCCAAUCACAAGCUUGUUUUCUCAAAAGUUAAUUUGAGAGAAGUAACUCACAUGUGUCCUCUCAAUGCUGAGGCUUAUCCAAACAGUUUGGCCUUGGCAACAAGUGAGGGCAUUACUAUUGGUACCAUUGAUGAGAUUCAGAAGUUGCAUAUUCGCACUGUCCCUCUAGGAGAAACUCCACGUCGAAUUGCGUAUCAAGAGGAAACAGAGACAUUUGGAGUGAUUACCAUGCGUGUGGAUGUUACGGAUAGUAAUGGAAUAAGAAGCGGUGGAAUGAGUGCGUCCUUAGGAGCGCACACCACCUCCUCUGCGUCCAACACCUCCAGCCUCCUUAAACCUCCUGUACAGCCACCACCUGAGCCUGGCCAGGAAGUGGAGACUCACAAUCUUCUAGUAAUUUCACAAAAUACAUUUGAAGUGCUCCAUUGUCAUAGUUUCCACCCGGGAGAGUAUGGCCUUAGCAUCUGCUCCACCAGACUAAAAGAUGACUCAACUGUGUAUUAUGUAGUUGGAACAGCUCUAGUUAACCCUGAGGAGUCUGAAUCCAAGCAGGGUCGCAUCAUCCUCUUCUCCUUCACUGAUGGCAAAUUGCAGCAGGUUGCUGAGAAGGAGAUCAAAGGUGCUUGCUAUUCUCUCUGUGAGUUCCAGGGCAAACUUCUAGCUGCAAUCUCUAGUACUGUCCGGCUGUUUGAAUGGACAAACGAGCGUGAAUUGAGGCUAGAAUGUUCGCACUUUAACAAUGUAGCAGCUUUGUACUUGAAAACAAAGGGAGACUUCAUUCUGGUUGGUGACCUGAUGAGGUCCAUGACGCUUCUGCAGUACAAAACACUAGAAGGUAGUUUUGAAGAGAUUGCUAGGGACUAUGAUCCCAACUGGAUGACUGCUAUAGAAAUUCUUGAUGAUGAACUGUUUCUUGGAGCUGAACACUCACAUAACCUCUUUGUGUGUCACAAAGAUAGUGCGGCCACUUCUGACGAGGAACGCCAGCAGAUGCAGGAGGUUGGGCGGUUCCACUUGGGAGACUUUGUAAAUGUUUUCCGUCACGGGACACUGGUGAUGCAGGGAGUGCCAGAGGCUACAACAGUAACGCAAGGCUGUGUUCUUUAUGGAACUGUGCAUGGAGCUCUUGGUUUGGUGACAAGUCUGAAUUUAGAACUAUACAACCAGCUACUGGAGAUGCAAAAGCGCCUAGCAAGAGUUAUUAAAUCAGUUGGAAAGAUUGACCAUGAUUUUUACAGAAGUUUUAGUACCGAACGUAAGACGGACAGAUGUGAAGGCUUCAUAGAUGGAGAUCUUAUAGAAAGUUUCCUAGACCUUAGCCCUGACAAGAUGAAGGAAGUAGCACAAGGACUCUUGAUCAGUGAUGGUUCAGGAAUGAAAGUGGAGGCAACCCCUGAGGACUUAAUUAAAACGGUAGAGGAACUUACCAGGAUACACUAAUACAGACCAGGAAAUUUUUGGUAAAAUGAACUUUAGAACAUAUUAAAGUGAAGAAGUGUUUUUAAUUAUCAUUAACCCCUUUUUCCUUUCUAACAAAGGUAUGCAUAUAAGUUUGAUGGCUGUUCAUUUGGAAAAUCAGUGUUUGAUUGUAAUAUAUUACAAAGAAUUGUUUGGUUAUUUAAGUUUUGCUUGUUCCCAUAUAUAAGACUAAUAAUGUUAAAGAUUCUCAAUAUAUUCACGUUGAAUAACAGCAGAUUAUUAUGAUAUCAUAUUUUAAACUUAUAGCGAGCGAGUGUUGCAAAUAGGACUUGUCUUAGCAUAAAAACAACCAGUGAACCAAAAUGCAGUGGUACUAGUAAUAACUGACGGAGCGCAAAAUGUGUAUAGGAAUAGAUGAAGGUGAAGAACUUAUACAUAGCCUGUAGAUUUACCACUUCUUGCUUGAAUCAGGAUGAGUUGGAAUUUGCAUGUGUAUUUUGAUAUUAUAAAUACUGAGUAUAUGUGUACACAGACAUUUGACUUCAGAAGGUUAGGAGAAUGAAAGCAUGGGGAACUCUCUUAUUUUUAUAUAUCUGCUAUGGAAUGUGUAUAUGGUAUUUUCCCAAAUUAUUACCAAUUAUAUUGUUUUUUUUAAAUUCUUUUAAUUAUUAACACAAGAAGAUGUCUGCCUCUUCAUAAAGAGGAGUUUAUCUUUGGGAAUGUGGUGGCUAAAAGCAGGUUUAUUGAUAAGAUAGAAUAAGGAAAAUGUAGUAAAACCGGUGAAUAACAUUUUAAGAAUGUAGGUGCGUGACAUGGUCUGUGAAUAGUGGAUUAGCAUCUUCUUUUGUUGGUCACCCCAGAGACUUGAAUUUUUGGAGUACAUUUAUGAACUCAGUAUUUUAGCUGCAUUAAGGUUCAUAUCUAGUUGUGCUAAUGUAAUAAUUGUAUUUCUUAAUGCAGUAAGAACACUCAUUCUCAUGAAUCAUGAAGAGAAUUAAACAAUGAAGAAUUCCAGACAUUUGUUCCAUAGGAAGGCUGUGAAACAAAAAACAAAAUAUAGAAAAAUGAGAAAAGUAAAAGAAAAUCAUAAAUACAUAUCUUCAUUUCAGUCGUAAAUUUUGAUGCUUAACCAGUGCUGUGUUUUUGGUAUUUGUGUUACAAAGUUUAUGGGGACCUGAGUGUUUGAAACAGAAUAGACAAUUGCAGGGCUGUAUCACCAUCACAGUGUAAUGUGGAAACAGCUGCUUACAAAGAGCGAGAAACGGAAUAUUGAUUUUUUGUACACCAGAAAGUUACAUAUUAGUGAGAGAUAUCACUGUAAAUCAGAAACUUAUAUUCACUUGCUCAUGUAAAUUGUCACUAUCUUUCACCUGUAAACUUCAUUUGAUAAUAAAAUUAUGAGAAAAUUAA
This is a messenger RNA of Penaeus indicus, 4858 nucleotides long. RefSeq names its product DNA damage-binding protein 1-like (gene pic). Lineage: Eukaryota; Metazoa; Arthropoda; Malacostraca; Decapoda; Penaeidae. The coding region runs from base 56 to 3469 and encodes 1137 amino acids. Gene Ontology annotation, biological process: DNA repair; proteasome-mediated ubiquitin-dependent protein catabolic process. Gene Ontology annotation, molecular function: protein binding; nucleic acid binding. Gene Ontology annotation, cellular component: nucleus; site of double-strand break. The transcript has 24 exons. The record is from RefSeq and is a predicted model, not a curated record.